AUGCAUCGAGAGGAGGAGGAGGAGGAGGAGGAGGAGGAGGAGGAGGAGGAGAAGGUUAACCCGCACUUUUUGUUGAAACACUACAAUGAGAACGAAAAACGUAAACGACCCCGACCACCAUCACAAAUUCAGCGUUCGUGUCUCCCCGCUAACCUUUGUUUACCUCAUUUCCUGUCGGAGCGCCCUCACUCUAGCUGGUCGUCGCCUUACUUUCAGUUUGAAUGUAACCGUCACACCGAUUAGUUAGAGAAGACUUUUAUUUUGUAAAGAAACACAACAGGAAGCAGAUUAGCCCCGCCCCUGAGAGACGACCCCACAACAACAACAACAACAACAAGAACACGACGACGACGACGACAACGACAUCUGGAGCCUUAAAGUGGAACGUUGUUUCUGAGAUCACAGGAAGCCACUUUGCAAUAAAAGCCUGUGGCAGACCUGACGAGUCCCGCCUCUUCUCUCAAUCCACCAAUCACAGAGCAGCAGGUCGACGGCCUGCUGCUCACCUUACAACCCGGACAACCGGUCUCAGUCACGGUGUUCUGGUCCUGUAA
This is a messenger RNA of Xyrichtys novacula (pearly razorfish), 554 nucleotides long. The record is from the annotation of a GenBank genome assembly. Lineage: Eukaryota; Metazoa; Chordata; Actinopteri; Labriformes; Labridae.